ACCUGUGAGCUGCUGACUCGGAUGGAUAGUAACGUACGACUCUUAGUAGGCCCAACUCUGAGCUAAUAAUGGAUCCGAAUGCGAUCAUAUAAUGGGCCUUAGGCCCAGUAAUGAAACAAGUGGCUGAGAUGGUGGAAGCGGAGAAGAUGAAGUUAAGCGUUUAACAAUAACAAUGGUGGAGUAUCGAUAGUUCGACGACGACGAUGGCGAAGUUUGUCUCUGUAUCGUCUCCUCAGUUUCGUUUCAGCUUCCGUGAGCUUCCUCCUUCAUCGUCAACUCUUUAUCCGAGACGCUUUGAGGUCUCUGACCGGAGAUUUUCGAUCAAAUGUUCGUCAUCUGAUCCGGAGGAUGGUGUAGAUUCGGCUCAGUCGUUGUCUUCGUCCUCGUCGUCGUCGUCGACAAGUGAAGUACCUAUUGACACUUGGACAUACAACUGGUUCACCGUACUCGGCGGUAUCGGGAUGUUAGACACCGCGUACUUGACUUACCUCAAGCUCACUGGCUCCGAUGCCUUUUGCCCUGUCGGUGGUGGUACUUGCGGCGAUGUCUUGAACAGUGAUUACGCCCUUGUUUUUGGUGUUCCUCUGCCACUGAGAUUUGUUAUGUAUGGCUUAGUAACGGCUCUAAGUGCACAGCUUGGGGAUGAGGAAGGCAAUCUACCCUUUGGAGUCAGUAAGACUAAUGGGCGUUUUGCGUUGUUUGCAGCCACGACUACAAUGGCAUCUGCUAGUGCAUAUUUCCUGUAUAUCCUUAGCACAAAACUUUCGGGAUCAUCGUGCAUGUACUGUCUCGUGUCUGCUUUCCUAUCGUUCAGUCUAUUUUUCCUCUCUUUAAAGGAUGUGAAGUUGCAAGAGAUACAGCAAGUUGUGGGAUUGCAGAUAUGCUUGGGAAUCAUAGUAGUCGCCUCCUUAACUGCUUCCUAUAGUACUGCUCAAGCAAUCCCUUCACGCUCAGGUGACAUUGAAUUGCCAUACUAUUCAACAGAGAUCACUACAUCAUCGAGCCCUUAUGCUGUUGCUCUAGCAAAACAUCUAAACUCCAUCGGAGCCAAAAUGUAUGGAGCAUUCUGGUGUUCUCACUGCCUAGAGCAAAAAGAGAUGUUUGGAAGAGAAGCAGCAAAGUUACUGGCUACGUGGAGCUACGUGGAGUGUUUUCCCGAAGGCUAUAAGAAAGGAGUUAAGAUAUUUAAGGCAUGUUCAGAUGCUAGGAUCGAAGGAUUCCCGACAUGGAUCUAGAUAAAUGCUCAGGUCUUAAGCGGAGAAAUAGAAUUGGCUGAGCUAGCGGAGAUGUCUGGAUUCACCCUUGAUCAGGCAAAUGAGGCGAAUCUACUUAAGUAAAUUUUGUAGGUGAAUCUGUGAAUGCUCUUUAGUUGAUCCUGAUAGUUGUUAUAUGGCGUUCUAUGUAAAUGCAAGUGAUUAAAGUUCUUAUUAUUGCAAUAGGAAGUUAGAACUCCAUAAUAAU
This is a messenger RNA of Brassica napus (rape), 1461 nucleotides long. RefSeq names its product thiol-disulfide oxidoreductase LTO1. The record is from RefSeq and is a predicted model, not a curated record. NCBI's taxonomy places the organism in Eukaryota, Viridiplantae, Streptophyta, Magnoliopsida, Brassicales, Brassicaceae. Gene Ontology annotation, molecular function: oxidoreductase activity.